AUUUGGAAGGAAAUGGGCGUGGAGCACUGAAGCGAGUCCCGUUAAGGAAGAGAACAUCUGGGCAGCGACACAGGAGAGGGGCUCGGUUCUCAUUUGUGAUAAAAACUGGAACAAAGCGGAAAAAGUCUGUACAAGAGUCACCAGAAGGACACACAUUGCACACCAUUGACGUCCAUAAACUUCUCCAAUCAUGCCUCUGGUGGUCUUGAAGUCCUCCCGCCUCACGUGGGUGCGUUUGGCCGCUCUAGUGUUCACGUGUGUGGCGUUUAGCGUGGCGGCCCACGGAGGGGCGGUCAGCGGCGGCAUGUACGAUUGGAGCAUCUUCUGCUGGGCUUUCAGCUUCGCCGGGACCCUGCUGGUUUUGGUGGUGGAGCUCAUGGGUCUCCAGUCUCGCGCCCCUGUGUCCUGGAACAACUUCCCUAUUACUUUCGCCUGCUACGCUUCGCUUCUUUGCCUGUCGGCGUCCAUCAUCUUCCCGCUCUACUUCCUGAAGGGCGAAACGAGGCGCGACGAGGCGCGAGACCACCGGAUCGCCUCCUCGGUCUUCUCCUGCCUGGCCACCGUGGCGUAUUUCGUCGAAGUGAGUCUGACGCGAGCGCAACCGGGCGAAGUCGCCGGGUACAUGGCCACGGUUCCAGGCCUGCUUAAGGUUUGCGAGACCUUCGUGGCCAGCGUCAUAUUCGCGUUCGUCAGCAACCCCGUCUCUUACGACGGUCACCCAGCUCUGAAGUGGUGCAUGGCCGUCUACUGCAUCUGCUUCGUGAUUUCGACGGCCAUCGUGGUCAUGUGCGUCGGUGAAUGCACCGGGUUCCUGCCGUUCCCGUUCGCACGCUUCCUUUCCGCCUACGCCCUGCUAGCGGUCGCCAUGUACCUCACCGCCACCAUCAUUUGGCCAAUCUUCAAGUUCGACAGCCGUCAUUCGGGGACCUCAAGCCGACCGGACUUCUGCCAAUACAGUCACGGUUUGUGUUGGUGGGAUAAACUGGUGGCCGUGGCUGUUCUCACCGCUCUCAACUUCCUGAUCUACCUGGCGGAUCUGGUGUAUUCUGCCCGAUUGGUGUUUGUCACGGCGUGAGAGAGCAAACAGUUGUCUUUUCCCUGACACUGAGGAAAUCUUUGAAAGCCAAAGAUUUUUUGCAGACUGUGCUUCAAUGAGUUUGAGCUUUUAUUCCAAGUUUCUGGAGGAGGAGGAGGAGGAAAAUGUUCAGUGAAUAAUGGUGCGUUCAAGUCAGAAAGAUUGUAUUUAUGAGUUUAACACACAUGAACGCAACCACAAAGAGUGGGAAACAGUAUUAUUUUAGUCUCGUUGAUAUAUAAACAUUACAUUAAAAAUAUUGCCUUGGCAGCUAG
Molecule: messenger RNA, 1350 nt
Organism: Sinocyclocheilus rhinocerous
Lineage: Eukaryota; Metazoa; Chordata; Actinopteri; Cypriniformes; Cyprinidae
Product: myeloid-associated differentiation marker homolog
Exons: 2
Coding region: 191-1075 (294 amino acids)
Cellular component (GO): membrane
Source: RefSeq, a predicted model, not a curated record